Molecule: messenger RNA, 1008 nt
Organism: Symbiodinium sp. CCMP2592
Lineage: Eukaryota; Dinophyceae; Suessiales; Symbiodiniaceae
Source: the annotation of a GenBank genome assembly
AUGGGCCAGGAAUGCUCUACAGACAGCUGUGCCGUCCGCCGAAGUCAGGCCGGCCCAUGCAACUUGGCGAAUCAGGCGCAGCCAGGUGCGGCAGCCGCACCUGCCCAGAAGAUAGAUGGCUACGGCCUUGCGCAGCCCAGACCCAGCACUGUUCUGCUCAGUCACACGUACUUCGAGCAGGACCUCGAUGAGCUCCGUGCCCUCCCAGCAGGAUCGGCGCGGCAUGUUCAAGAACGACCUCUGUUCCGAUUCCGCAGCGGCAGCAGCUACACCGGGCAGUGGCUUGGAAAUGAGAGGCAUGGCCUCGGUGUGCAGCAGUGGUUCGACGGAGCGGUCUACCAGGGAACCUGGGAGCACAACUGCGCACACGGCCAGGGCCGCUUCGUUCACACCGACGGAGACGUCUACUGUGGCGAGUGGCAGAUGAAUGUUGCUCACGGACUGGGGACGUACACUCACCGUUUGAGUGGCAGCAAGGUCACUUACAGAGGGGAGUGGCUUGAAGAUCUCCAGAGCGGAUACGGCGUCGAAAGCUGGGACGAAGGUUGUCGAUUCGAGGGCGAGUUCAAGGCCGGUCAGAAGAACGGUCAAGGCAUCUACUACUGGUCCGAUGGCUCGCGGUACGAAGGCGCAUGGCGUCGAAAUGCGAUUCACGGACCAGGCUACUAUGUUGGAGCCGACCAGAGAGAGUUCCAUGGACUUUGGCAGAAUUCGGCCAUCCAUGGUUGCGGUGCCUACAGCUGGCCAGAUGGGCGGAAGUACGAGGGGGAGUACGAGUGCGACCGGAAGUCCGGCUUCGGAAUCUUCUCUUGGCCUGACAACCGGAGGUAUGAAGGCUUCUGGGUGGACGGCAAACAGCACGGCGAAGGAAGAUACUACCACACGGACGGCUAUUCGCUCCUGGCGCUUUGGGAACAUGGUCGCCGUGUGGAGUGGCUGGAAGAUACUCCCAUGCCGCCCGAAAUCCUGCCAAAGUCGCAGACGGAGGAGCAUGGCAGCCAGCAGUGA